Messenger RNA from Actinia tenebrosa (Australian red waratah sea anemone), 1272 nucleotides. Its product is annotated as integrase/recombinase xerD homolog. The record is from RefSeq and is a predicted model, not a curated record. Lineage: Eukaryota; Metazoa; Cnidaria; Anthozoa; Actiniaria; Actiniidae.
CUCACUUGUCGUCAGUUGUUUUCAGACGCCUUUUCCUCGAGUCCUUGGCGUUCUGCGCUCAACACAGUAAAGGACCCUUCUCUUCAGUGSUUGGUCCCCGAKUUGAUUGAUUUACAGUUUGGUUCUAAAGCUACRACAACAGUCCGCAAGUACCAGUCAGGCUGGGCUCGAUGGCGUAAGUGGGCUCUCUCCAAAGAUGAUGUUCCAGUCAUUCCUGCUGAACCAUUGCAUGUGGCGCUGUUCUUGACGGAGUUGACGAGUAAUGCCCAAGAUAGAGGGCUUGGCGUCUCUAGUUUACAAGGCGUGGUGUACAGUAUUGCUUGGGCUCACAAGAUUGGUGGGUUUCAUACGCCCCCUACGGAUCAUCCAUUCGUACGGAAUACAUUGGAAGGAGCUAAGCGCUGUUUGGCUAGACCUGUCAUGCCGAAAGAGCCUGUGUCUUUGGAACUAUUGCAAGACAUUGCUGCUCAUUAUAAUUCCAAUAGUGAUUUUGCAGUUAUCCGUUUUCUAUUUAUAUUAUUAGUUGGUUACGCUGGUUUUCUUCGCGCAGACGAAUUGCUAAACAUGAGUAUUUCUGAUAUCACUAUUUCUCCUGAGCAUAUGCAAAUCAUAGUCCCUAAGAGAAAAAAUGAUCAGUUUAGAGAGGGGCAUUCCUUGUACCUUAAUAGAUCGGGCAAGGUAACCUGUCCCGUAGCUAUCGCCAAAAAACUGUUAGCUCUUUUACCAAAGAAUGACGCUAGUUUGCCUGUAAUUCGAAGAAUAGUUAAAUCCAAUUCUAAACAGAGGUUCCAUGACAAAAAAGGCGUCUCAUAUACUACUAUAAAAGAUGACUUUAAGAAAUUUCUGAAACCUUUUGUCUCGGACAUUAAAGCGUAUGGCCUCCACAGUAUUAAAUCUGGAGCUGCAUCUAAUCCUGGUUGUAGGUCCCUUAACGAUAGUCUACUAGACAGGCACGCUGGAUGGAAAAGUUCGGCUUCGAAGCAUAGAUAUAUUAAGUAUUCAUCAUCUGAUUUACUUCAAGUAACCAACAGUUUAGGAAUUUAAUAGAAUCUUUCGCUGGGGAAGAUGACAACGUGCCUUGGCCCCAGUCCAGAUUUCCUCCCAUGUGGGGKUUUUUUCUGGCCUCCCUGGCACCUGUUUCGUUUUCAUAGAGCAUUGUAAUGAACAGUAGUUCAAAAACGAAAUGUAAUUCAAGUGUUAUACUAUAUAUUACUGUGUGUAUAUAUAUAUUACUGUYGCUUACUCGACUAAUAUACCAACAUUCUCAAUGCA